AUGAACCUGACGGAGUUUAAUCAGUCUGAUCGCUGUGAGCAUUUCUCCUGUCCAGAGAGAUCUGUAUCUCCUGCAGUUUAUAUCUUACUGUAUGUAUGUGCAGCUGCUGUGGUUCUUCUAACAGUGUGUGGAAAUCUGAUCAUCAUCAUCUCUGUUUUUCACUUCAAGCAGCUUCACACACCAACCAACAUGCUCGUGCUCUCUCUGGCUGUGUCGGAUUUCCUCAUCGGCGCCAUAGUGAUGCUUCCAGUGUUAAUCUGGACAAUUGAGUCAUGCUGGAUUUUUGGGAGAGGUUUCUGCAUUAGUUUUUGGUUAAUUGGUGCUUUCAUCAUGGCCUUAUCCAUCUAUAAUGUCGCUUUGAUCUCUGUGGAUCGGUAUUUGGCUCUCUCAAACCCGUUUCUCUACACAAACACAAUCUCUAGGAGGACUAUGUGCAUUGUGGUUUACUGUACCUGGUGUGUGUGUCUGGCUUAUAGCGUUACAUUCUAUUAUUUCAAUAUAAGCUCCAUGAAUUUUUUACUAUGUCCUGGAGAGUGUUUUCUCUUUCUGAAUGAGGUUUGGUCUGUAAUUGACCUUGUAUAUUCAUUUAUAUUUCCACUCUCUGUCAUAAUCAUAUUGUAUACUCGAGUUUUUGUGAUUGCUAAGAGACAUGCCACUGCUAUCAGAGAGCUUAAUAAGCACACACGGCCUAAAACACAGAAAAUCACCUCAUUCUCGAUGAAAUCUGAGAGAAAAGCAGCUAAAGUCCUUGGCAUUUUAGUGGCUGUGUUUCUGGUGUGUUUACUUCCAUAUUUUAUUUACAGUUUAUUAGGUGAUGUUAUUGAACUACAGACAGAAACUACUCAUAAACUCAUGAUUGUGGUUUAUCUUAAUUCCACCAUUAAUCCAUUUAUUUAUGCUCUGUUUUACCCGUGGUUUAGGAGGUGCAUAAGAUUAAUCAUAACUCUGCGAAUAUUUCAAACAGACUCUUCAUUAAUAAAUGUUUUUUCAUGAAAAGGCUUUUUUCACUCCUUCUGAUGAUGUGCCCAAAUAUUGCUGUUAUAUUAUAUAUAACUAAAACUUCUGUAACAAAUCAA
This is a messenger RNA of Pangasianodon hypophthalmus (striped catfish), 1076 nucleotides long. RefSeq names its product trace amine-associated receptor 13c-like. The record is from RefSeq and is a predicted model, not a curated record. Gene Ontology annotation, molecular function: trace-amine receptor activity. Gene Ontology annotation, cellular component: membrane. Gene Ontology annotation, biological process: G protein-coupled receptor signaling pathway. The coding region runs from base 1 to 993 and encodes 330 amino acids. The transcript has a single exon. Lineage: Eukaryota; Metazoa; Chordata; Actinopteri; Siluriformes; Pangasiidae.